UGGUCUCACUUCCUUUUUUGGAUCAUAGUGAUCCCUUUUGGGUCACAGGAGCAGCAGGGAGAUCUGUCACUUUGCAGAAGAUUUUUGGAAAGACCAUUUCACUAGUGUUUACAUAUCUGCUGUUGCCUGAACACGCAAGACUCUUGUUUGGGUUGGAGCUGUUUACAAUCCAUCAUUUCUGUGUAACUUGUUGAGUCACAGAGGUUACUGCUUUCUUGAACUUAAUCCAAAAACGGAACUUGCAUUUGCAAAAGCAGAAGAACUCAGGAUGUGACUACCAUUUCCUAUUACAAUCAUUUAACCCAGCCUGGCUCUCAUUUUUCUAUGCUUAAAGGAAAUCAGAAAGUUUGGGUGAAAUUUCUGUCACCAAAACUCAAAAUGGUCUCACUGACAAGCUGGAUUCCUGUCUACAUAACUAUUCUUCUUCACUUACAUGUUGGGGACUGAGGGAAGCAUCCACUGUUGUAGAGGGCUGCAUUCCUUGCAAGAUAUCUGGAAAGCAAGGGUUUAUGCCUCUGGAACAUCUGAAGAGGAUGGAGUAGAUGUCACGUAUGUUAUCAUAGGAGUUACUCUUGGAGCCAUUUUAGCUAUUGGUUUUAUAGCAUUAAAGAUCUGCAUGAUCAAAAGACAAUUGAUUGACAAUAUCCUUGGAGAGUCAGACGGCAAAAUGGAACGAAGAGAAGCCACUUUACCGAAAGCAGAAAAUACAAAUGAUCUCUGACUGUUUUGAAAUGGGGUGCAUUCAGGCAGAAAGUCACAUACUGCUGUGCCUAUUCUAUUACUCAAUGGAAGGCUUUUGUUCGUGGACUUUUGUUGCUUUCUCAUCGGUUACAAAUUCAGUUACUUAAAAAAUUGGAGAGAGUAACUGAUUUCAGGAAAGACUUUGUUGUGUGAUCUACUGAAGAUCAUUUGCACUCAGAAAAUAUUGUGCUCAUAAAUAGCAGAUGUCCAAAGGAAAUGUAUAAUGGAAAUACAAGAGAUGAGCUUUGUUCAAAACAACUUUCAUAUAUGGCUCUGGUAGGUAUAAGAUAUAUUUGUAAAACAAUGAACUAGAGGGUGAUCCAAAACUAGAGAUGGGAUCAGCUUGCAAAAUUCAGAUUUUCCUUCACAUAUCAAGUACAAGUAAGCAAAAAAAUUGAACUUUUCAUGUUGACAGCAAACAGAAAAAACAGGAAAAAUAUUAAUUCUGGAUCAAACCAAAACAGACAAUUUUCAGGUUUUACAAUGAACCAAACAAAAAGGCAGAAUUGUUUUAUGCCACGCUGCAACAUUUCACUCAAUCCAAAACAAGCUGUUUUGUUUAUUCUUUCACAGUUUUUCUUGAUUUUGUUCAUUUUUAUAAUGAAAAUUGCUAGUUUGAAACAGAAGCAAACGAUUUAAAAAUACUGAAACAAGUUGUGUUGCUAUUUCCAAAACUGUAAGUUUCAGGAUUUCUAAGAUGAAACAUUUAAUUUUGGAAAUCUUGGAACAAAAUGUUUUGACAUUUUAACCCCCCCCCCCCCCCCCAUUUGCACAGUUCAACCCAAAUUCAUAAACAGUACUCCCUCCCACCCCACUUCCAACUGCCAACACCAUUUUUAGCAAAUGUAUUUUUCAGAAAACUAUUUUUUCUGCAUCUAAUUUCAAGCACUUUAAAGAUACUUGAAGAGGAAAGGAGAAAUUAGAGGUUUGGCUUAAACCUUUGAAAAUGCAGGGGCCAUUUGCAAAAUGUUGCUUCAGGUUUCAUUUUCAGCCUCAUCCUGCAAAAGCUGAGUGUUUAGACCUGAGAUCUCAAAUUACCGAAGCUAUUAGAUAUUAUAUAGAAAGGAGUUUAUCCAUGUUCGUUCUUAAAUAUAUGUGCUACUUGUUAUAAACAUUGCAAUAAAAUUUUAUUUG
Alligator sinensis (Chinese alligator) is the source of this 1875-nucleotide messenger RNA. RefSeq names its product transmembrane protein 273 (gene TMEM273). The coding region runs from base 434 to 721 and encodes 95 amino acids. The record is from RefSeq and is a predicted model, not a curated record. The transcript has 6 exons. NCBI's taxonomy places the organism in Eukaryota, Metazoa, Chordata, Crocodylia, Alligatoridae.